Messenger RNA from Microcebus murinus (gray mouse lemur), 1262 nucleotides. It is a transcript of the gene ZFP92, whose product is annotated as ZFP92 zinc finger protein. NCBI's taxonomy places the organism in Eukaryota, Metazoa, Chordata, Mammalia, Primates, Cheirogaleidae. Gene Ontology annotation, cellular component: nucleus. Gene Ontology annotation, biological process: regulation of transcription by RNA polymerase II. Gene Ontology annotation, molecular function: DNA-binding transcription factor activity, RNA polymerase II-specific. The record is from RefSeq and is a predicted model, not a curated record.
UGAUGGCAGCCAUUCUCCUGACAUCAAGACCGAAGGUGCCAGUGUCUUUUGAGGAUGUGUCUGUAUACUUCACAAAGACAGAAUGGAAGCUCCUGGACCUCAGACAAAGGAUCCUCUACAAGCGGGUGAUGCUGGAGAACUAUGGCCAUCUGGUGUCACUCGGAUUUUCCUUCUCCAAGCCUCACCUGAUCUCCCAGCUGGAGCGAGGGGAGGGGCCCUAGGUAGCAGGCAUCCACAGAACAGGAGCCACCACAGGACCGCACAAAGGUGACUGGAUAGAGAGCAAGACGUCGAUUUCAAUGCAGAAACAUUCUCAAGGAGAACUCCCAGGCGCUGAUCUUCAGGCUGCCAAGGGGAGUCAGGCAGCGAGGUCGCCUCUGCCUCAGGGCUGUCCCACGGGAGCCUCAGUGCCACAAAGUGUCCAGGGCAGCGGGCAGAGUUCGCUUGGCGAGCAGGAGUACCCGAAUAGUGCCAAGAAGCGGUACCUGUGUCAGCAGUGCGGGAAGUCCUUCAGCCGCAGCUCCAACCUCAUCAAGCACCAGGUCAUCCACAGCGGCGAGAAGCCCUACGCCUGCCCGGACUGCGGGAAGCUAUUCCGGCGAAGCUUCGCGCUGCUGGAGCAUGCACGCAUCCACAGUGGCGAGAAGCCAUAUGCAUGUGGCGAGUGCGGCAAGGCCUUCAUGCGCAGCUCCAACCUCAUCAAGCACCAGGUCAUCCACAGCAGCGAGAAGCCCUACGCCUGCCCGGACUGCGGGAAGCUGUUCCGGCGCAGCUUCACGCUGCUGGAGCACGUGCGCAUCCACAGCAGCGAGCGGCCCUAUGCGUGCUCGGAGUGCGGCAAGGCCUUCAGCCGCAGCUCCAACCUCAUCGAGCACCAGCGCACUCACAGUGGCGACAAGCCCUACACCUGCAACCAGUGCGGCAAGGCCUUCAAGGGUGUCUCGCAGCUCAUCCACCACCAGCGCAGCCACAGCGGUGAGAAGCCCUUCGAGUGCCAUGAGUGCGGUAAGGCCUUCCGAGGCCGCUCAGGGCUCAGCCAGCACCGGCGUGUGCACAGUGGUGAGAAGCCCUACGAGUGCAGCGACUGUGGCAAGGCCUUCGGCCGCCGGGCCAACCUGUUCAAGCACCAGACAGUGCACAGCGGGUGGGAGCGGGUGGGCACCAGGACUGUCAGCCGGCCCGGGAUCCCCGGCAGGAGUGCCUCAUCGGGAGGUGCUCUGCCAGCGGGCAGUGCCGCCUGGCCUGGUGCAAGUCGCAACUGA